CUAUCCCUCAAGCAAAACUGAACAUUCAAUCAUCUUAUCUGGGAAUCCAUGGGGGAUAUAAAAGAUUGGCCCCUCGUACCACGAACCACCAUUAGCUUCAUAAAUCGGUAAACAAUGUUUCGUUUCGUGUUCGUGCUAAUCUGCCUAGGGGUAGGCUUUGUCGCCUCAGUGCCAACACCCGAUAAGCGUAUAGUUGGAGGCAUUCCAGCCGAAUCUGAAGAUGCUCCGUGGAUGGUAUCGAUGCGAAAUUCCUUCAACAUCCACUUCUGUGGUGCGACACUGCUGAGCAGUCGGUUCGUUCUGACAGCGGCCACAUGCAUGCAGGGGCGUUUGUCCAGCACUACCAUGGCUGUGGUAGGAUCCAGAUUUUUGAACACGGUUGCUGCCCCGUACUACGGCUUGCAGACAAUCAACCAUCCGCAAUUCAACCAGAACACGCUGGAAUUCAACGUGGCCCUGUUCCAAACUAUUCAAAAUGUGAUAUUCACCAGUAUAGUGCAGCCGAUUCAAUUGAAUCCGACUUUCAUCUCACAAGGAUCGCGCGCUCGAAUGUUCGGAUGGGGUGCCAUUGAAAACGGUGGAGGCAACUCGAACGCUCUAAACUUUGUUAACCUGAACGUGAUUGACAACGACAACUGUCGAGACAUUCUGGGUGCCGAAGGAAUGCGAGUUGCUGCUUCUUCCAUGUGUACCCUAAAUCGCGAGGGACAAGGACUGUGUACCAAUGAUGCCGGAGGUGCCUUGGUUUUGGAUAACUUGGCUAUCGGCGUCGCAUCGUGGAAGAUACCAUGUGCUACUGGGCGCCCUGACGUUUUUGUUCGCAUUUCUGCGAUUCGUGAUUGGAUUGUCAGCAUUAUCUAAACAACAAUGAUGUUAUCACAGGUUAGUGAUAAAAGUUGUAUUCAACCACUGAUAGCGGUAAAUUUCGGAUCGAGUAGAAUGGUGAAAACAACGCAUUUUAUCUAGAAAUGAACUGUAAAUACACCUGCGCGUAUUCUCUUGAAAAUAAAAAGAUAGCUUAAUAUCUAGAUUUUACAAA
Molecule: messenger RNA, 1039 nt
Organism: Armigeres subalbatus
Lineage: Eukaryota; Metazoa; Arthropoda; Insecta; Diptera; Culicidae
Product: chymotrypsin-2-like
Exons: 3
Coding region: 115-861 (248 amino acids)
Biological process (GO): proteolysis
Molecular function (GO): serine-type endopeptidase activity
Source: RefSeq, a predicted model, not a curated record